Acipenser ruthenus (sterlet) is the source of this 4656-nucleotide messenger RNA. RefSeq names its product SUMO specific peptidase 6a (gene senp6a). Lineage: Eukaryota; Metazoa; Chordata; Actinopteri; Acipenseriformes; Acipenseridae. The record is from RefSeq and is a predicted model, not a curated record. Gene Ontology annotation, biological process: regulation of spindle assembly; protein desumoylation; regulation of kinetochore assembly. The transcript is spliced from 23 exons. Gene Ontology annotation, cellular component: cytoplasm; nucleus. Gene Ontology annotation, molecular function: SUMO-specific endopeptidase activity. Bases 1139 to 4234 code for a protein of 1031 amino acids.
GUUUACUGUAAUUACAAAACGUUUUCAAAUAGUAAUAAACCGUAAUCACAUUAAUGACUUUGAAUGCCAUACUAUCUAUAGCUUAUUUUAUUGAAAAUGGUUUAAAAAUGUAUUUAUUUUAUUUUUUAAACAGUUUACACUUGUUCCUUACCGGUGAUAGUGAUAUAUUUUUUUCUUGUUGAGCUGCAGUAUACAGACGCGAUUAAUAUGAAAGAAUGCUGUUCAACUGAAUAAAGUUUUAACUGCGACCAAUACUCAGUUUAGACUGAGGCCUAUGCUAACGCAACAAACUGCAUCCGGGGGCUUGAUUUGAGAAAGUAAUCCAGAGGAAGACUGGUUGUUCUGGGAUUGGGAGACGCCCGUAGCACAAGCAGUGGUUUAGUCAGAGGGUGACAGUUUAGCUACUUGGACGAUAUGGCCCCGGAGUUAGAUUGAGCCUCUCCACUUCAAAAUUUAAACCGAACACAUCUGAAUUUUGAGAAAAGCAACUGAUGUCCUGGGAGACAGACCGUCCGAGACCUAACCGAACACAAGCCAGGACUGAACACAUUAACACAGUGGUAAUACAAGAAAGCAGUACUGGGGGCACUGUCGCUGUCACUGUCAGUCGUCUUUUCUUGUGCUUAAUAUUAUAAAUAUGUCAAUAUAGUGACAAAAUACCAGUCAAGAAGCCCGGGUCGCGCUGGUGUCGGACAGAUUAAAAAAAAAAAAAAAGAACCAUCACAAACCAGCUCCGCCGACGAGAGCAACGAGACGGGAUUUGGUACCAGAAUCACUGCACCGACACAACUAAAUGGACUAAUAAUAUGGCCCACAAACAAAGCCUCUUUUUUUAAAGAGGUUAUUGCGUACACAAAAACACAAUUGAUACAGUUGUAAUGCUGACUAUUAAUUGUGUUUUUCUGAACUACAGUGAAGCAAACUUGUUGAGUAUGGAUGACAGCAGUGGGAUGGACAACCCACAAGGGAAGAAGUAAGCAAAGUGAUGGCUGGAGCUUCUGGAUAAUUCGUCUUUUCUUUCCAGUGCCAGCAGCCUUCUUACCUGAAAUCUUUUUGCAAUUCUGAGUCUCUGAAGACAUAUGAAAGAAGAGCCACUAAGCAUUUAAGAUCUCUCAAAGGAAAUGCCCUUGGUCUAAACAUGCUAGGACCUGGCAAGAAACUUGGUGAAAAUCCCCAGGCUGUAAGAUCACCAGCAGUUAGUAGCAGAACCAAGUACAUCCUUGUAACUCCUCCACCAACUGGCACUGUUGUGCAGGGACGUCGCUUCCAGCAUGCUAAUGCACAAGCUGUCAUAAAAACCCCAGCCCAAAGCAGUCUUGAUCUGAAGGAAAGAAAAGAAUACCCCCCUCAUGUCCAAAGAGUAGAAUUUGACAGCAUCAUUCUGACUUGUCCAGAGAGUACAGAAAAUAGUAACCAGGGAUCGGACAGAGAAAUUAAAAGGCGGAUUCAGCAAAAGCGACGACCUUCUUCAGAGGUAAUGGAUUGUUUUUCAACAACAAGUGUUUCUAAAAAGGUGGAGGAAUUAGACCCUGAUGUCUACUUAACACUCUGUGGAAAUUGUAGCAAGCCAAGUGAAGAUCAUGUGAACUGUGAAAACUGCGGGCAGUCUCUCUUGCAGAAUGCAACAAGUUGCAUAAAUAAUACUAUCAAAGUAACUGAAACUGCAGGACAUCUCUCUCGACCGCCAAUUCAUGCACUUUCUGCAGGACCAAAACAUUUAACCAAAGGUAUUCCUAGCAGGAGUUUUUAUAAUGCAAAUAUGACCGUGAAUUCACUGAUGAUGGAUGUAGUGAUGACUCCUCCAGCACACACUACCAGAAGCAACCUUGUAUAUCACAACGGGAGAGCUGAACUGGCUGGAGGAACAAGUCCUGCUUCAUCAAAGAUGUCAAGAAGCAGAAAGCAGCCUGUAUCCAAACUGCAUGAACUGAACGAUCCAAUUGUGUUGUCCAGUGAUGAGGACGAGGAAACAGACAAUGCCAGCACAGGCAGUGUGAGCAGGAUGGACAGUGUGUCUCCUCGCCCCGCAGACUCUGCACACUCCUCUCCAGCACCCUCUGGUGGAAGAGUUGAGGCAGCUGUGAAGGACAACACCGAGCAAGCAGAAGAGGCAAGCAGUGACAUCUUUACAGAGAUCGACCUCCGAAUACCAAUACCAAGAAAAGCACGAAUGAAGGACCAGUUUGGUAACAAUGUCCCUGACAACAUCAUGAGCAAACGUCGAAAAGUUGUUCAGAUACACCCUGGUGGCCUGCAUACCAAAUUGGAAAGCAUAAUUUUGGAUUGUCGAAGCAUACGGAUAGGAUCUCUGCGCAGAAUGGUGACUAAACCAGUCAUUUUUACCCUAGAGUACAUCCAAAUUGAUACUGACGCUCCAGCAGAGGAUGGUGUGCAGCAGGUUAUGCUGAGAACAUCAGAACUCAUCCACUGUGAAUGGUGCUCAGCCAAAAAGUUGCCAGUCCUCUUUUUCCAAACCACACCAGGAGCCUGUUUGAGUCUACAGACACAUUUGAAAAUGUCCAGGGAGAACGGAGGGGUGUGGUAUGAUUGCAAAGGAGCUAGUCCUGAUGAACAAUACAUUGUCUUGAUUUUUGAGAAUGGGUUAUCUGCACAGGAGCACGCUAUAUUGGAAGAAAUACUUCAAGCAGUUGGCACGGCUAAUGAAAUAAGUGACUUUUUGGUGAAAUUAAAAUUUGAAGAAGCAAACAGAAGGCUAGUGCGAUUUACUAAAAGCUAUGUGGAAAAUUCUGAAAAGGACAAGCAGGCUCCUGACUCGAGCGUGCAGCCACGCACCAUUGCAACACGUCUUCAAACUUCAGCACACCAAUUCUUUGAGGAUGAUGAAGAAAUGGCAGAUAUGAACACUGUCUUUACAGGCCCUGUUCAAAAAUUAAUAGUGUAUCCGCCAGCCCCUGCCAAAGGCGGUAUUUCUGUCACAAACGAGGAUCUCCACUGUUUAAAUGAAGGAGAAUUUUUAAAUGAUGUCAUCAUUGAUUUUUAUUUAAAAUAUCUGGUCCUUGAGAAGUUAAAGAAAGAAGAUGCCCAGAGGAGUCAUGUGUUCAGCUCGUUCUUCUACAAGAGGCUCAAUCAGAGAGAGAGAAGAAACGUUCAGGACACGGCUAACCUCACAAUACAGCAGAGAAAACACAAGAGAGUGAAAACCUGGACUCGCCAUGUGGACCUUUUUCAAAAGGAUUUCAUUGUCGUCCCUAUAAAUGAAUCAGCCCAUUGGUUUUUGGCUGUCAUUUGUUAUCCUGGUUUAAGUAGCCCUCAGCAUGAACCAAAUCCUUUGUACAAGUGUCCACCGAUAAUGAUGAACAGAUCCACAACAGAAGAGAGCAAUGUUUCAUCUCCAGAUGAACCGGAUAAUACAGCAGGAAGACUUCAUUCCACGCAGGUGUUUAACCCUCCAAAGACACCCAGUAAAGCUGCUGUCCUAGCUGCUAUAGACACAAGUGCAGACAGUGACUCUAAUAGAGGUAUUUUCAAAGAGGGAAACUGCAGUGGCAAUAUGUCGGAGGAAGACAGGACUGUGACCGACGAACCAGAAAUGGCAGAGAACAGCACUAAAGGAGUAAACGGGGCACUGGCUGAAAAAACAAAAACUUGCCUACAUUAUAAAGAUGGCUUACAAAGAAUCAAGGUUAGUUACACUCCUGCAAUGAACAGAGAUGAUGACACGUUCACUUUUUCUGAUGAUCAAGACUCCAGCCAGGAGGAAGGUAGUGACGAUGGUGCUUUUGCUGAUGACCCAAUGACUUCUGCAGAAAGUAGACACUGGCAUCUGAGACCCACCAUUUGUAAGCAACCUUGUAUUCUGAUUAUGGAUUCGUUAAGAGGCCCUACCAGAUCAAAUGUGGUGAAGACAUUACGAGAGUAUUUGGAAGUUGAAUGGGAAGCACGAAAGGGAAGUAAAAGAAGUUUUCCUAAAGAGUUAAUGAGGGGUUCCAGUCCUCGAGUCCCACAGCAAGACAACUUCAGUGACUGUGGUGUUUAUAUCCUGCAGUAUGUGGAGAGUUUCUUUGAGAAUUCAAUCCCGAGUUUUGAUCUACCGAUGAACCUGACUGAUUGGUUUCCUGAGCACCGAAUGAAGAAAAAACGAGAAGAGAUCAAAGAGCUAAUUCUGAAACUACAUGAACAGCAGCAAACAGACAGGAUGGGGCAGACAGAUCCUGGAACAGAAGCAUUAUCAGAACUAGUUCCAGAGAACACCAGUGCUAGCUGCUCUGACUGAAACCUGCUUGUACACGUGCUGGUGCUGCCCAAGCAUGUGGAACUCUUCUCAUCUUUAAUCACAGCAGCAGAGUCCUCCUGGAAGCUGCAUGGGAGUACAUGUUCUAGUGCUGCCCAAGCGUGUGGAACUCUUCUCAUCUUUAAUCACAGCAGCAGAGUCCUCCUGGAAGCUGCAUGGGAGCACCCUUGACUGUACGCUGCUGGAUUAUAAUUAUUAUUUUUUUUAAUAGUUUUGUCAAAUUCCCUCCAAAAACUUAUGAAAUGUUGUUAAAUAAAGUAUGUACAUAUGUUUGUUUCCAGUCGUGCAGCAUUUGUAAUUCGUUUUUCACUUGUUAGAUUCAAUUUAGUUAAGUAUUUUCUGUUCUAAUAGCAGUGAAAUGGUAAAGUACUUCAAUGAUCAAAUAAAAAGGUUUAUGGACCAUA